Alligator sinensis (Chinese alligator) is the source of this 639-nucleotide messenger RNA. It is a transcript of the gene DYNLT2B, whose product is annotated as Tctex1 domain containing 2. Gene Ontology annotation, biological process: microtubule-based movement. Gene Ontology annotation, cellular component: cytoplasm; cytoplasmic dynein complex. The transcript is spliced from 6 exons. The coding region runs from base 1 to 639 and encodes 212 amino acids. Gene Ontology annotation, molecular function: dynein intermediate chain binding. Lineage: Eukaryota; Metazoa; Chordata; Crocodylia; Alligatoridae. The record is from RefSeq and is a predicted model, not a curated record.
AUGCGCUCCCCGAGGCAGGAGGCGGGGCCGCGCCCUCGCCACGUGACGGGGGAAGAGGUGAACCCGGAAGCGGAAGCGAGGGGGAAAAUGGGUCGCGUUGCCGUGGCAACGGUAUUCAGGUCUUCAGCGGUAAAAGAGUGCAUCCACGCCAUACUGAAGGAGGAGCUAGCCAACGUGCAGUACAACCCGGAGGAGACGCCGCAGCUCACAAAGCAGUUAUCUGAGACCAUUAAAGACAGGCUGAAAGAAAAGGGGUUUGACAGGUACAAAAUGGUGGUGCAGGUUGUGAUUGGAGAGCAGAGAGGUGAAGGGGUGAACAUGGCUGCCCGAUGCUUCUGGGACGCUGACACAGACAGCUAUGCACACGACGUCUUCAUGAAUGUGGCCGAGGCCAUGGCGGAGCGGCCGCGCAAGCACCACCGCAAGUCCAAGCGCUGCCUGCUGUGCGAGGCGCCCUUCCCGGGCACGGCAGAGGGGGAGCUGUGCCCCGAGUGCGACGCCCCGCUCCCCGCCGCCCAGCUGGACCUCGACACCGAGUGGCGCAGCAGGCCCCUGUCCCCGGGUGGCGUCAGCGAAGCAGGGUAUCGGAUCAUAUGGAAGACCAUCUCGGCUGAUCUCCAGUCACGUCCGUUAGCUUGA